AUGAUGAUGAUGAUGAGACUCCUGCUGCUACUGCUAUUACUCCUAAUCAGUUGUGCUACUGCCACUCCAUCCAACCAAGACGAUGACGGUAGCAGUAGUCUCCGCAUCUGCAGUCUAUCGGGUGGCCUGGAUGUACUGCGGUUGUCGAGUGUUUCGAUCCGUCGCGCCUUUCAAGGAUCUCUGGAAGAUGUCGAGUACAUUCGUUGCUACGUGGUGGAAGCCGCGUACAACAAGAAUCUCCAAGGAUCAGUGGGUGCCAGCAGUAUGAUGACACUCGACCAAUUGGCGCAUUCUUUGGAUACUCUAGCCCGAAAUGUUUCUACCAACGCAACGACGCUGUCCGUGGGAUUGGGGUACGCGGACGAUCGUCCCAAUCGACGAGUGGAACGAGUGGUCAGUCUGGCUAAUCCAUCACCCUUUGUGGGAACCAAGGAAACCGAUCUGGCGCUCAUUGACAGUGUUGCCAAUAUCUUUCCGUGGAUGGUUCAACGAACAGCAUUUUCUAGAGACAACAACAGCAGUACUGAUGACAGUACUAGUACAGCAUUUUCUAGAGACAACAACAGCAGUACUACUAGUACUUCUAUUCAACAAGACGACCGCCUGUAUGUGGCGGCUUGGAUUGGCAGUAGUGGAGAAGCCUGGAUGUACUAUCCUCCCUUUCAAGAAAUCACGGGACAACAUCCCAUGACAUUUGCCGAUGUCGCAGGAGAUCAUUAUAAUAGUCGUCAAGAAGAGUUUGUACAACCCAAUCUACCACCCCACAUUAUUCACAAGCCAUACUUUACACCACCGUAUCCGGAUACUGCCAUUCCCGGACUUUCACUCAUUACCGCACAGGCGCCCAUUUACUUUGCAGGCGAAUUCAUGGGAUUUCACUAUCCUAAAACUGAUCCAUCAUCCGACAACCAAAAAGACCACUUAAGAUACAGCAAUCCGUAUGGGACGUACAUUGCCAGUACAGGAGUGGACAUUUCUGUGGCAUCCAUGUCCUCGCUCUUACUAGAACCACUGGAAGGCACCGCCACUCCAGGAAGCUUUGCCAUGGUCGUAUCUGCCACAAGUAGUACCCUCCACACCAUUCUCAUUUCUCAGUCCACCGUUCAAAAGCUAUAUCCCACUCGCACGGGCAUGGAAGAAGCCAGGGUCACUUACCGCAACAAUGAUCCCUCGAGUGGUACCAUUCUGUUGGAUCGACGCAAUCAAACCUAUCAAGUCAGUGAUACCCUUGUCCAACCGCCCACGCUUCUUGACAAUGCCAAUUGGAAGCAUCUGGCGACACAAGUACAAGCCUUGCAACCGGGAGAACGGUCCUUUACCAAACUCGAUAUUACACUGACAGGACAGCAGGAAGCAACAUCCUACUAUGUGCUCUACGAACGGUGGCCCACCGUGGCCGAUUGGGUCACGCUCCUCUUUGUUCCACAGGAUGAACUCGAUUCCGCCAUGGCCGUGCAAGUCGUGGAACCAUCACCGGGGGAAGGAUUGUUUCUACAAACCACAACAACAGCCAUGCACACAGACAAUGACAGCAGUACUAGUCAAGACGAAGAAGAAUCCACCCAAACGACACCAAGAACCCAAAUGGUGAUUCAAAACACGGGCAGUCUCAAUGUGCGCAUUCGCAUGGAAAAGAUGCCGUCUUGGCUGCGAUUGCUCUCUCCCGUGUCCGAAUGGGCGUUUGAACAAGACGUGGUCAAUCCAAACGACUAUUCGGCCAUCCUACCGGCGGGACAAAACGUGACGCUUCACUUUCGACUCAAUGAUGAUCACGGUGGAGUAGGAUAUGCGGGAGUCAUUGCCCUCACGGUCGAGGAUGCCGACGAACAAGAUAACUGUUACUUUGAUGCCGUCCUGACCACCAAUGUCCACUUGACCGUGGUGCAUCGAGAAACACUGGAGCGAGUACGACCGUACGGAUUGGUCUUAUCGGCGCUCGUUGUGGCAUCGGCCGUGGCAUGGUCCGUAUGGGUCGUACGACAGGCGGAUCAUCGUGUCAUUCGCGCCUCGCAACCCGUCUUUCUGCAUAUGAUGUGCGGGGGCGUACUCAUUAUGGGGCUGAGUAUCAUUCCCCUCAGUAUCGAUGAUUCCAUUGCUGGUAGUAAUGAUGGCUGUGACAAGGCUUGCAUGGCCUUUCCGUGGUUGCUGAGUAUGGGAUUCUCCAUUACAUUUGCCGCGCUCUUUAGCAAGAUUCGACGCAUCAACAUGAUUGUCGCCAAUACCAAGCAGUUUCGGCGUGUCACUGUCUCUACGAGCGAUGUCAUGGUCCCCUUUGUCGUCAUUUGUUCCUUGAAUGUUACCAUUCUGAGCAUUUGGACCAUCGUCGAUCCCUUGGUUUGGAUGCGGGAGGACAGCAGUAGCAGCAGCAGCGCCGAGGGGGGAGUGGCUUCGGUGGGAUACUGUUCGUUCAAUGACAGUGUCUUCUCUGUGACUUGUUCCAUCCUGCUCGUGUUGGUCAACUUUAUGGCGGUGGUGUCAUCCUUGGUGCAGCUCUACCGGGCGCGAGGGCUGUCGACCAUGUACAGCGAGGGCAAGUACAUUGCCAUGGCCAUGGGAAGCAUGCUGCAAGCAUUCCUGAGUGGAAUCCCCAUCUUGGCAGUGGUGACUGACAGUCCCCAGGUGGCCUACUUUGUCAAGAGCACCAUUGUCUUUGUAGUGGCCAUGUCCUUGCUGACAUUGACAUUUCUGCCCAAGUUCUUUAUUCAGCAGAAGGAACAGUCGGGAGACCGUACCAACAGCAUCCGAAGUGGGGAUGUUGUUGCCAACCGAGAACCAUCACCCAGCGCCGCCUGUCAGUGGGUAGGCUCCUCCGAGAUUCCUCCCAGCGAAGCACCUGAUCCUGAGCUGGCGGGAACUACUACGCGACCCAGCGAGAAUCAAGCAUCCUGGAAUCAGCACAACCAUGUCGCACCAGUCAGUUGUGGUAGAGCUUCUGCCGAGGACAGACGAUCCAUUCCAACUCGAAGCCGGCGUGCCGUCUCGUCCAUCUCGGAUCUAUCCAUGACUUCCUAUGGUACCGAAAGCUGGGAGUAUGGUGGUGAACCACCCGUUCUUCCCGAGGGGCAGCUACGUUCCUUCCAUCAUCACUUUGACCAAGUUUCCGCCGAAGCUGCCCCACCCAAGCUCCCAGCACGACCCAUCUCUGCUGUACUGGAGAAUGACAACAUGGACGACACUAGUAGUAGUAGUACCAAUCUGGAAACAUUCUCGGAUGAAGGAUCGACGCACCAAAAAACAACGAGAACCUCCGAAGAGGAUGCCAACACCAAGAUUAGCUCCUCCAUCCACAGCAACGCUACAGUGCCUCGAAGACUUCCGUCCUUGGUGGAAGAGGCAGCCGUUCCUGCACCACCGACAACUAUGCGCCAACGACAGUCGAGCGUUAACAGCAAUGCUUCACUGCCCGUGCGACUCCCGUCGGCCGUCGAGGACGAUUGA
Molecule: messenger RNA, 3438 nt
Organism: Seminavis robusta
Lineage: Eukaryota; Bacillariophyta; Bacillariophyceae; Naviculales; Naviculaceae
Source: the annotation of a GenBank genome assembly